Messenger RNA from Lycium barbarum (goji berry), 2941 nucleotides. RefSeq names its product putative late blight resistance protein homolog R1B-12. The record is from RefSeq and is a predicted model, not a curated record. NCBI's taxonomy places the organism in Eukaryota, Viridiplantae, Streptophyta, Magnoliopsida, Solanales, Solanaceae. The transcript is spliced from 3 exons. Gene Ontology annotation, molecular function: ADP binding. Gene Ontology annotation, biological process: defense response to other organism. Bases 205 to 2475 code for a protein of 756 amino acids.
ACCCUUUUCCAUUUAUUUAUUGCUGCUAGCUGUCUUUUUGCUACCAACUAUAGUGAAAUCAGUCUUCAUUCUUCAAGAUUGAAGUCCACAAACUUGAUCUUAACAAUUCUUCUUCUUUUUCUUUUCUCUGAGACUGAAAUCUCUCUGUAGCAACUCUCAUCAUUAAUAGAAGUUUGAGUUUACUUGAAACAACCGCUGAUUGACAUGGAGAACGUCAAGAAAACCACUUCCCAUGCAACUCUUUCAACUCAAUGCAACCCUCCAUCUAAUAAUGAGGAAUUUGUGGGCUUUGAGGAGGAUAUAAAACAGAUAAUUCAGAAAUUGACUGGAGCAACAAAAGAACGGGACGUUAUCUCGAUUGUUGGAAUGGCUGGACUAGGUAAAACGACUUUGGCUAAAAAGGUGUGCAACAGUCAACGUAUUGUUCAUCACUUUGAUGUUCUAGCAUUUUGUACUAUUUCACAAACAUAUAGCAUCACGAAGCUAUUGGUUGAGAUUCUUAAGCAAGUUACAGGUGAAAAGCACGACAUCAAAGGGGAUGAGGACGUCGCUGAUGCGUUGAGGAAGGCACUGUUUGUCAAGAGAUACCUCAUCAUUUUGGAUGAUAUAUGGAACUAUGAAGCAUGGGAAGAUUUGCAAUUAUCUUUCCCUAGUGUGGACAGAGGAAGUAGAAUAAUGGUAACAACUCGAGAUGAAAAGGUGGCAAAGCAUAUUAAACUGUACACCGACCCUUAUUUUCUUCGAUUCCUAACGGAUGAAGAGAGUUGGGAAUUAUUGCAAAAGAAAGUAUUUAAAUGUGAGACCUGUCCAUCGGAGCUACAGGAGGCAGGAUUUGAAGUUGCCAGAAGCUGUAAAGGACUGCCUCUUGUGGUUGUCUUGAAUGCUGGAAUUAUUGCUCAGAAGGAAAGGCAGGUCUCCGUCUGGCAAGAUUUUGCAAAGGAUUUAAGUUCGCAUGGUUUAGAAGAGCAGAGCAUGAAAGCGGUUCAAUCAAGUUAUGACUAUUUAGGGGAUCAUCUAAAGCAUUGCCUUCUUUACAUUGGAUACUUCCCGGAAGACUAUAACAUUCCGGUUUCUGAUUUGCUAAAGUUAUGGAUAGCUGAAGAGUUUGUGCACAACAUUGACACGGAGAACUUAGAGAAAUCAUCCAAAGAUUACUUGAGUGAUCUAGUCAAUAGAAGCCUUCUGAUGGUUUCUAAAAGGAGAUCUAAUGGUGAUAUAAAAUACUGCAUGGUUCAUGAUCUAGUGCGUGAGUUUUGCUCAAGUAAACUUAAAGAAGUAGAGUUUACACAGCGCGUUGUGCCAUACAACUCAUCCCAACCUUCAUAUCCAAACAAUCCUCGGUUAUGCAUGUAUAUCCAUGACCAGCUUGUUAAGCAAUUGGAGCUGCAUGGAUAUUCAGUGGAUGAGAUUCCAAUGGUGAGCUCCAAAGAAAAGGAGUCUUUAGAGUUUAUCGCUCAUCCGCGAUUCUAUUCAUCAGGAUGUAUGGAUCUUUUCUCUUUACUUACUAAUUUGAGGCUUAUUAGGGUGUUGCAUUUGUUGGAUAUCAAUUCAGAAAGUGCUUGGGAAUUUCAAAGUUCUCCGGCUUCCAAACUAGAAAAACUCACUCACUUGAAAUACCUUGCAAUUUUUGUCAAAAAAUUUGAUUUCAAGUGGGUUUCACACAUGCGUGAUCUACAAACUUUACGUGUGCAGUCACAUCAGCGUAUAAAGACAUCACCGGAUAUUUGGAAAAUGAAGAAGCUAAGGCAUGUGGAUAUUAGUGAAUUUUCCUUUAUCUGGGAGGACAGUGAUCAAGAAGAAUCUUCACAAAAUGUGUUAGAGAACUUAAAGACUUUUGGCAUGUGUCGUGUAUCUGUGGCUGAUAUGAAUCGGAAGUUCUGGUGGAGGUUUCCGAAUCUCGAAGAACUCAGGCUCUCCAUUGUUAAUUUUCAUGGCAUGCCCAAUCAUUCUCUGUUUCCUACACCGGAAAUUCAUAACCGACUUCAAUCUCUUGAAAUAAGUUUCCCGAUUGGAUUCUCCAAAUCAAUUGGAUGGUUCAAAUCAGUCUUCCCUUUGAAUCUCAAGGUUUUAUCACUUGCUGGCAUCUCACUAACCGAAGAAAUAGUUUCAAGUAUUGCAGCACUGGAAAAACUUGAGACUCUCAAGUUAUUUUUUAUACACUUCACCUGUGAUCCGCAAUGGGACGUCACAGAUCAUGAGUUCAAAGCACUGAAAUACUUGAAAUUAGAGCUAGCGGAUAUGAAUCAAUGGGAGUCCUCCGAGAAAUCGUUUCCCGUGCUUGAGAAACUAGUCAUAAAAGAUUGUGAACAGCUUGAGGAGAUUCCUUCUAGCUUUGUGGAUAUUCUAUCGCUAAAAUUGAUUAAAGUGAUCAACUGUAGUGACUCAGUCGGGAAUUCAGCAUGGGAAAUUAAAGAAGAGGUAGAAAACAACCAAGCAAGUGACAGACUCCAAGUUCAUAUCCCGAAGAAUUACUAAAGAUGGUUGCUCUUUUCUUCACAAACUCGGAGGAAUUGACUCUUCUCUUUACAAAUAGAAGGCCUCUCAAUAAGUCCUCAAACCUAGAGAAACACCUUCGAUGGAGUGCAUAUAUUCGCCUUUUACAUUCAGGUGUGAUUUACUGAUUUUGUGCUAGACAUAGAGCAUUGUGAAGUGAGUCUUCUAAGAAAAGUGUUUGCGGAUAAACAGUUGAACAUACAAGGGGGUAUCUUAUGAGGUUGAUGGCAAGUUUGAACAUGCUUUCGGAGGACUCCUAAUUUUGUCUAUUCCAGAAAAUGGUCGCAAGGAGGGUUUAACACAUUCAGAAUUUGAACUUUAUGGAUUUUAAAUUCUAGGAUAGACGACAUCAUAUGUUAGCAAUUAAGAGUCGUGAAUUUAAUUUUUGUAUGUAUUUAGUGAGUUUCUUAAUUAUAAAUAUAGGAUUUGAAGUUUUGAACUAAAAUAA